CCCAUAGACUAAUUGCUACUGUAGCAGUGUACCAAGCGGGGCUCUCGUCUCAGCACUUGCGUUUUUCCCGAUCACAGUUCAGCUCUCAGGAAUAUACAUGACGUUCAGAGGCUGCACAGUUGCUGUGUUUGCGUUUGGCAUUGUCCGCUGAACUGCCAGUCCAGUUGUUGCAUUGUUUGGAUUGAUUUGGGCUGCAGUGUGUGCUGUGCUCACGGAAAGGAGAUUUAUACGGUGUAUCUGAUUUUCUAGCUGAUCAAAAUGCCCAAAAAGAAGCCUGAGCCGAUCCUUUUACACCCAACACCCGACAGCAACACAGUGAAUGGGACCAGUGCUGGAGAGACGAACCUGGAGGCCCUGCAGAAGAAGCUGGAGGAGCUGGAGCUGGACGAGCAGCAGCGGAAGCGCCUCGAGGCUUUCCUCACGCAGAAACAGAAGGUGGGGGAGCUGAAGGACGACGACUUCGAGAAGAUCUGCGAGCUGGGCGCCGGCAACGGGGGCGUGGUGUUCAAGGUGUCACACAGGCCCUCCGGACUCAUCAUGGCCAGGAAGUUGAUUCACCUGGAGAUCAAGCCGGCCAUCCGGAACCAGAUCAUCCGGGAGUUGCAGGUCCUGCACGAGUGCAACUCCCCCUACAUCGUGGGCUUCUACGGGGCAUUCUACAGCGACGGAGAGAUCAGUAUCUGCAUGGAGCACAUGGAUGGAGGUUCCUUGGAUCAGGUGUUAAAAAAAGCAGGGAGAAUCCCGGAGCGGAUUUUGGGAAACGUCAGCAUAGCAGUAAUAAAAGGACUGGCGUACUUGAGGGAGAAGCACAAGAUAAUGCACAGAGACGUGAAGCCCUCCAACAUCCUGGUGAACUCGCGCGGGGAGAUCAAGCUGUGCGACUUCGGGGUGAGCGGCCAGCUCAUCGACUCCAUGGCCAACUCCUUCGUGGGCACCCGGUCCUACAUGUCUCCUGAGCGUCUGCAGGGCACACACUACUCUGUGCAGUCUGAUGUCUGGAGCAUGGGUUUGUCUCUAGUGGAAAUGGCAAUCGGACGCUACCCCAUCCCCCCUCCUGACAGCAGCGAGAUGGAGCAGAUCUUUGGCUGCCCAGUAGAGGGCGACCAGUCUACCAACGAGACUUCCCCCAAACCGCCAGGCCGCGCAGCGAGCUCUCAUGGCCCAGAUAGCAGACCACCAAUGGCUAUAUUUGAAUUGCUGGAUUACAUUGUUAACGAGCCACCUCCAAAGCUGCCAAGUAUCUUCAAUGAAGAAUUUCAAGAUUUUGUUAACAAAUGCUUAAUAAAGAAUCCAGCAGAGCGCGCAGACUUAAAACAAUUAGUGGCCCAUUCAUUCAUUAAGAGAGCAGAAGCUGAAGAGGUAGAUUUUGCAGGAUGGCUCUGUACAACUAUUGGCCUGAACCAGCCAGGCACCCCCCCUCACAAUGCUGGGGUAUGAGGGCACGAACAGACCACUCUCCAUACCACUGCAGCUCAUGUGCUUUGAACUGGUCUACCAAUGCUACAUUUCUAAUGCUUUUUACAGUUAUGUAUUUGAAAUUUUUUUGAAGGAAAGUUAUCCUGGGGAUGGGAGAAGGGACUUACUGAUUAGGUAAUUUCUAAAUCCACAUUAGUGCAAAUUAGGCAUCCCUUUGCUGUACAAGCCACCUUUCCUCUUAACUCCAAGCAUAACAUUAAUAAAACACUAACUAAAGAGUGAAGCAUUUAGCAAGGUUUCUACAGGAAUGAGGUUACAUACAAGACCAGAAAACCUUCCUUUGAAAUCAAGCCAAAGCAGAAUAUAUUAUGUAUAGUGUCAAAUGCUGAGUAAGUUUGGUGUUUUAAAAGUCAUGCAAAUAUUUUAACAUGUUACACAAAUAAAAUUUCAUUUCUU
Molecule: messenger RNA, 1872 nt
Organism: Polyodon spathula (Mississippi paddlefish)
Lineage: Eukaryota; Metazoa; Chordata; Actinopteri; Acipenseriformes; Polyodontidae
Gene: map2k1
Product: mitogen-activated protein kinase kinase 1
Exons: 11
Coding region: 259-1437 (392 amino acids)
Biological process (GO): protein phosphorylation
Molecular function (GO): ATP binding; protein kinase activity
Source: RefSeq, a predicted model, not a curated record